AUGGAUAUUGGGUAUCCUCCCAUGGGCAUAUGGACAAACAAACUGCACUCGGCAGUUUCACUCUGCGGUCAUAAACAAUCAAACGCUCUACAUCGAUGGUGGAUAAAUGCGAUCCGCGAUCUCCAAGCCAUCGAUCUCUCGCGGUCCUGGUCCAACUUCGACUCCAGCAUCUUCGUCUCCAUCCCCAAGCCGUACAACGAGUCCCAUCCCAGCGACUACCCUUCUGUUCUGAACAACGGCGCAUCCUUCUCCAACGGCACAGACCUCUUCUUCUACGGCGGCGAUAUCAGCGGGCGCAACGGCCCAGACGAGCCCCCAUCCCUCUCGACGUGGAAGUACAACAUCGCCAGCGAUGAGUGGAGUAAGGAGGGAUUCGGCGGGUCGUUUUUCAUGCGACUGAGCGUCAGCUUGACGGCACAGUUGGAUGUCGACAAUAAGGCGUAUUUUCUGGGCGGUUAUGUCACGCCUGGAGGGAACCCGUCGCUCUACGGAACAAAUGCCCCGAAUUACAUGGUUCGGGGGCUGUUGACGCUCGACCAAGAGACUCUGCAGUGGAGUAAUGAGUCGAGCAGGGCGGUGGGUACUUGGGGGACGAUCGCAGAUGGGUAUAUGAGUCUCAUUGAGUCGGUCGGGGAGCAGGGAGUGUUGGUGGCGUUUGGGGGUUUUCAAAGGCCUAUCGGGUUCUCGAUGCAUGGGCAUGUGCAGGACCAGAAGAGAGAAAGGUUGCAUAGUCCCAUGGAGAAUGUGACUGUGUAUGACAUCGCCAACUCCACAUGGUACACGCAGCCGACGACCGGCGAUAUCCCGAGCUGGCGAAUGGCCGGAUGCAGCGUGAUGAUGCCAGUCUUUUUCUAUAUCCGCAUCAAAGGUGGCAACGACCUGCGCGUGAAGCACCAGUGCAAAGUCAUCGGACAUCAUAUGUUAGUUGUCGGAGGCACUGUUCCGACCGACGACAGCGAGUACGAGCCAAAGCCGGGCAGUUGUGACCAGGGCACGUUCGCGAAUGGCAUCGGGAUCUUCGAUCUGAACCACCAUAAUUGGCGCAGCGAUUAUGAUGCGGGCGACAUGGAAAAAUACACUCUCGGACCGAAGAUCACCGAUGUAAUUGGCGGAAAUACCACCGGCGGCGCAACAGUCUCCGAACCUCAAGAUGGUUUCAUCAGCGACAACCUUCAAGCCAUCUUCGCAAAGCGGAAUAAUCGAACAUCGACCGCAUCUCCAAACUCAUUACCCACCUCCACUUCAUCGUCGACCUCCACUUCCACCUCGUCCCCAGGAUCAAGCCUCUCUGGCGGCGCUAUCGCGGGAGUCGUCGUCAGCGUCGUAGCAGGCGUGUCUGCCGUCCUGGGGAUGGCUUUCUUCUUCAUCCGAUCCAAACGAAAGCGUAACUCUACUACGACAGGAGAGCUUCCGCCGGGAACUGUUCCACAACACCCUAGCGAGCCAGUGGGAGCUCAUCUGUCAGAGGUCCAUGGGUCGCCGAAAGUCGUGUAUGAGAUAGAAGGCUCAACGGUGGGGACUGAAUUGAUGGACGAGAGGGAACCUAAACCGGUCGAAAUCGAUGAUAGUAGACGGGACAUGGGUGGGACAGAACGGCGGUCCUGGUCAGUUCUUGACAAGUGA
Messenger RNA from Aspergillus steynii IBT 23096, 1623 nucleotides. RefSeq lists its product as uncharacterized. The transcript is spliced from 6 exons. The coding region runs from base 1 to 1623 and encodes 540 amino acids. Lineage: Eukaryota; Fungi; Ascomycota; Eurotiomycetes; Eurotiales; Aspergillaceae. The record is from RefSeq and is a predicted model, not a curated record. Gene Ontology annotation, molecular function: protein binding.